Messenger RNA from Striga asiatica, 2214 nucleotides. The record is from the annotation of a GenBank genome assembly. NCBI's taxonomy places the organism in Eukaryota, Viridiplantae, Streptophyta, Magnoliopsida, Lamiales, Orobanchaceae.
GCCUCUUUAAGUUUGUUGUUGGAAUUCUCUAGAUACUCCUCUCCAUGAAACAACCUCAAAGUUGACACCGAAAAUUAUUCCCAACUCCAUUUUAUCAAAUUAAAGUUUUCUGAGAUGGAUGAGAAUUUUGAUUUGGCAAAUGCUGGGAUGGACGAAAUGGCAAUGGAUCCUGAAAAGUUUUUGAAGGUGGGAGAAGAGAGAGAAAUUGGAGACAAAGGAUUGAAGAAGAAGCUUCUCAAGGAGGGAGAAGGGUGGGAGAAUCCUAAAUUUGGUGAUGAAGUUGAAGUUAAUUAUGUGGGCACUUUGCUGGAUGGGACUCAAUUUGAUUUUAGCCUCACUCCUCUCAAAUUUAAGCUGGGACAAGGAGAUGUAAUAAAAGGAUGGGAUGAAGGUAUUCAGACAAUGAAGAAAAGUGAAAAGGCCCUAUUUACUAUACCACCAGAGUUAGCCUAUGGAGAGUUUGGUUCCCCUCCAAAAAUACCCCCCAAUUCAACACUUAAGGUUGAAGUUGAGUUGCUCUCUUGGAUUAGUUGGAAGGAUAUAUGCAAGGAUGGAGGAUUAUUAAAAAAAGUUCUUGUUGAAGGAGAGGGUUGGCAGAAUCCUAGGGACCCUGAUGAAGUUUUUGUCAAAUUUGAAGUUCAGCUUGAAGAUGGGACUGUGGUGUUGAAAGAAGAUGCUGUGGAAUUUACUGUGAGAGAAGUUAUGGGAUCAAUUGGAUACAAAUUAUUUUCAUUUUCGUGUCAUUUCUGUCCGGCUUUAUCCAAAGCUGUUAAAACAAUGAAAAAGGGUGAAAAAGCUCAUUUGCUUGUAAAGCCCCAAUAUGGAUUUGGAGAGAAAGGAAAACCGGCUGCUGGUAAUGAAUUUUAUGUGCCACCAAAUACGACUCUUCAGAUAAAUCUGGAGUUAGUCUCCUGGAAAAUUGUUUCUGACAUUAGUCAUGACAAAAAAAUUCUGAAGAAGAUCAUUAGGGAAGGAGAGGGCUACGAACGUCCACAUGAUGGUGCAAAUGUACGAGUCAAACUGACUGGUAAGCUGCAUGAUGGAACUAUUUUUGUGAGAAAGGGGCAUGAUAGCGAGCCACCUCUUGAGCUCAAGGUGGAUGAAGACCAAGUAAUAGAGGGACUUGAUAGAGCUAUUAAGACCAUGAAGAAAGGGGAAGUUGCACUUGUUGUUAUUCAGCCAGAGUAUGCAUUUGGGCAAUCUGAAUCUUUACAGGAGCUGGCUGUUGUCCCCGGAAACUCAACUGUGUAUUAUGAAGUUGAGAUGAUCUCCUUUGACAAGGAAAAGGAAUCUUGGGAUAUGAGUGCAGACGAGAAAAUUGAUGCCGCAGGUAAGAAGAAGGAGGAAGGGAAUGUAUGGUAUAGAGCAGGAAAAUACCUGAGAGCUUCAAAGAGAUAUGAAAAGGCUAUCAGCUUUAUUGAUUAUGACUCCUCUUUCAGUGAGGAAGAGAAGGAAAGGGCAGAAGUGCUCAAAGUCUCAUGCAAACUUAACAAUGCAGCUUGUAAAUUGAAACUGAAAAAGUUCAAGGAGACGGUGAAACUCUGUAGUGAAGUCCUAGAAAUUGACAGUAGAAAUGUUAAAGCUCUUUACAGAAGGGCACAAGCAUAUAUUGAUCUGGUAGAGUUGGAAUUAGCCGAGAAAGAUAUCAAGAAUGCACUUGAAAUAGAUCCCGACAAUAGGGAUGUUAAAAAGGAGUACAAAAUCCUGAAAGAUAAAGUAAAAGAAUAUGACAGGAAAGACGCACAGUUUUACGGUAACAUUAUUGCCAAGAUGAAAAAGUCGGAACGGGUUGAAUACUUGGAUCCACCAAAGAAGCAGGGGUCUAUGUCAGUGGCUAUUGAUAUGUUGCUUAUGAUUGUCUUGUUGCUUCUGAUGUUCAGUCCUCAUGUCAUACGAACGUGCAUAAUUAUAACCAUCAACAUGUUCCUUCAAACAGGAUUCGGAAGAGCAGUUGGAGGCCUUGCAGAGAAAGCUGUCCAAACAUUUAAGAGUGGAAGCCAAUACAUGAUGACGUGGCAGAUCGGAAAAUUGACAUGGCCAAUACUCGGUGACACGUCAUCUCAGGCCCUUCCAAAAACCCUCAAUAUCGCGGCCAUCAAUCGUCUUCAUCCUUCUCCUAAGACGUGCGACUCCUCUCAGCAAGUAGCAAAUCCUAGAUUCCAUCUCCUCCAUAAUCAUGUCCCUUAUCUUCCUCCAUCAACGAGAAAUCAGUAG